AUGGCAGCCAGCGGCCAUGUCAACAAUAAAACUGCGCAAGUAAUCAUAGCGUCGGAGGAAGAGCGGUUGAAAGGACAAUACGGCCCCAGGAAUCUGGAGAACGCGCUUGCCGCGCUCCAUCAGGAUGGCCUCGUAGUACUGCGUGGAGUCAUCGACGUUGCCUUCAUCGACAAGCUCAACGAGAAGAUGUGCGCAGACGCGGAGGAGAAGAUUGCCGAUCCAUCGCAAUUGUACAACCACGGCAUCAAGUCGAACUUUCUGCAGCGACCGCCGGUAACCGACCCCGAAUUCCUGAACAGGCAGUUAUACUUCAACAACUUCCUACUCCAGGUCAAUAGAGCCUACCUGGGCGGCAGACCGAUCUGGAACUGGCUCACAGCAAACACCGCCAUGGCGGGAACCAAAGGCCUCCGCCAACGCGCGCACAAGGACUCAUACACCCACCCCCUGUACCCAUACUACGUGAUCGCAAACGUGCCUCUCGUGGACUUCAGCCCCGAGAACGGGUCGACUGAGUUCUGGCUCGGCUCCCACCAGUCCACGACCCCGGCUGACCAGAUAACCUCUGCGGACCCGGUCGCCGAGGGUUAUAACCGCGGGCGGCCCGGCGAGCCCCUGCCGCCCAUCACCGAGGAAGCCAAGGCCGCUCGCAUGAAGAUCCGCCCUCCACUGCAGCCGCGGUGCCUCCGUGGGGAUAUCAUGAUUCGGGACCUGAGGUUGUGGCAUGCGGGAAUGCCGAAUGAGAGUGAAGCCCAUCGUAUCAUGCUGGGUCUCGGGUAUCAAAGUCCAUACUUCCCCAAUUAUAGCCAGACGCUUCAUCUCCCCGAGACGCAAAGGUCCUUCUUCCUGAACUACCUGAGCGACAUCGUGGACGUUCGAGCACAGUUCUGGAAGCCCGACGAGAUGGAGAAGACGAAAGCAGACGAAGAUUUCGAGCUGCGUGCGGAGUAUGCUGAGUGA
Messenger RNA from Colletotrichum karsti, 960 nucleotides. RefSeq lists its product as uncharacterized. The record is from RefSeq and is a predicted model, not a curated record. The transcript has 4 exons. NCBI's taxonomy places the organism in Eukaryota, Fungi, Ascomycota, Sordariomycetes, Glomerellales, Glomerellaceae. The coding region runs from base 1 to 960 and encodes 319 amino acids.